Messenger RNA from Talaromyces proteolyticus, 3293 nucleotides. RefSeq lists its product as uncharacterized. The annotation marks the transcript as partial. The record is from RefSeq and is a predicted model, not a curated record. The transcript has a single exon. Lineage: Eukaryota; Fungi; Ascomycota; Eurotiomycetes; Eurotiales; Trichocomaceae.
GUGGUCUUGUCUUGUCUUGUCUUGUCUUGCUUGUCUUACAUGCACACAAGAGGAACCGCAAACCUAAUUAAUUAAAGCAUACUCUCACUUCUUUCUCAUCACAUGAUAACACCAACUCUCCUGUUAUCACCUGUGAACUUGCAAAUCACAUACACCCUUGAUGGCCAUUUAUUACGUGGCUUCUGCUGCUGAUUGUUGUAAUGGCGUACAAUGCCAUCGCCCAAGUUGAUGACAUUCACGAUGCUGCAUCCCUCUCUAGCGAUUCUGACGCCUCACACCCCGUUGAGGUGCAGAGUGCACACAUUGACGCAGACCACGCAGACCACGCAGCCCCUGCAGCCUCCCUCCUCAGCAGCACCCUCAGCCACCUCAAACAAUCCCGCAGUUACGACAUAGUUGAAGAUGAUGAUUAUGAAGAGGAACACGUUGUCGAUCCCACGUCGGCGACGACUAAUGAUCAUCCUAGCAAGAUCGCGCCGGCAACCGCGCCCGAACAACAAGCUUCGAUAGUCCGCUACUCCAAUGCUGAGCCCACAUCGCCAGAACCGCGCUUGCGCUCCUCGAGUGGCUCCUCUUCAUUUGUCCUGCGUCAUCCGACUCCCGAUCUACAAUCGUUGCAGGGUGCUUAUGUUGGGAACAUCGAGAGGCUCGAGAAGAGCGCAGAGCGUCUCAGUUUGACCUCGUCGGACCUCGGCGUUGAGCUCCGCAAGCUGGAUUUGGAACAGAAACAACGCUCCCUAACCUCCUCGACGCAACAGGGACCAGAGUCUCCAUUGCGCCAGUUCUCGUCCGGCUCCAUGUCGAAUUCCAUCAUUGGCGUGAACAAUGCCGCUCGCUCAGGUGGUUAUUCUCCCGGUGGUUUUCUCUCCUCACCCAGGGGAUCGAUUCUGUCGGGUCCGCGUUUUCGAUCGACGUCCGUUUCAUCGCCGUUGCAGGAUAUCCACGAGCCAAAGCAGGAUGAAGACUCGGUACAACCAAGUGAUGAUAGUCUACUCGCCCGUGAACUGCUCGGUGAACUCCCUCAGCCUUCACCUCUCGACCCUGGAGUCGAAUUACAACACACCCAUCUCCCGGAUCUGUCUCUAGGCAUUCUCGAAAGACCGUUGACAGCUCAUUCAACUGACACAUACCAACAAGCUACCGAUCUCUUUUUGGACUUCGAUGGUGUCCAUUAUGUACCGCACCCCAAGGAGCCCAGCCUGUCGCACCAGGUUUCCUUGAAUCGCACUCCUGUGGCUACGACUGCAGAACAUCACGAGAAACCUCGGGGUGGACAGGACAUGAUAUACUAUCCGGCUCCGAUUCCAAAGGUCCUUAAUCUUCCUCAACGCCUUUCCAAGCGACCUGUGGGACCUGACCAAGAGAAACGUCGCACCCAGUUGCUGAGCAGUGCUCUGAACGCAGCCAAGGAUGGUGUUGAAGGAAUGCAUAAUGCACCAGGCAAAAGGCUCUCUGCUAUUCCUCCACAACUACGAGCCAGCGUCUUUUUCGAUCAGCCAUCCACUCCUCUGAAUGUCAAAAUCAAGAACAAAUCUGCUGUGGAUACCCUGGAUAGCAUUCUCGAUGCCUCCGCGCAUGCCCCUGUAACUGCAUUUACAGACCAUCCCAUUGUCGGCAGCGCAGGAAGAGAGGUAUAUGCAACGAAAAAACGGGAUCGGUCGUCGCGAAUGCUAGCCGAUCAGGGGGAUGGCCAUAGAUCAAGGAGCUCUAUCGGACUUCGCGAUAGCACGCUAAACCUGGCUGCUGAACCUUCGCCUGGUCUACCGCACUCCGAUACAGAGAUAGCUGAGGACAAACCUUUGCAUGAUACGCAUGGCAUGUAUGACACCCAUUCGCAUAGUAGUCACUCCCGCUCCCAUUCAUCCGAUAUCUCCACCGGCGAAUCAUACAGUGAAGGGGAAGAGAGCGUCGACGAGGUGGAAGAGUGGGAAAACGAGGAACUCAACGAACAAGUUUUGUCCGGACGCCCAACAACCCUUCUAGCCGAGUUGGAAAUCAGAAAACACGAACAGAAACAGCGAAACCGAACUGCUGCGACUGCUUUCCCCAACGGCAUGCACUCAACACUUCUGCAGCUUGAUGCUGUCGCGCAGGCACAAAGUAACAAACGACGACAAAAACAUGUGACCUUGGCUUGGGAAGCUGAAGCUAUUCACGAUUCCGACGAGGCCGAUGACGAAGACGUUCCCCUGGGUGUAUUAUACGGUAGCAAACAUCCUGCCUUGGAGGAACGGCCUCUUGGCCUUAUGGAGCGCCGGGAGCUUGAAGAAAACGAGCCGCUGAGUAAACGACGAGCCCGGCUACGUGGCGAGGCGCCUCCUGAAGUGAUGCCUCAUGGACGCUCCAGCGUUAUGCUUCGUGUACCGCCGGGUGGACAAGCCGAAUCUGAUAGUGGUAAUGAUGAAGAAACUCUCGCUCAACGAAUACAGCGUCUCAAAGCAGAAAACAGGGACAAAUCGAAAAGCAUCAUCUCUGUGGAAUUCGAAAAUGAAAUUAUGGCUGAGCUUGGAAAAUUGCAUGAGCCUGUUGCGCCUGAACCUGCUUCAGAAAAGCAGCCAGCAUCUCAACCUCGAGAAUCAGCCCCAGCUGAAGAAGAGGAGACUCUUGGGCAGCGCAGAAAACGUCUACAGGCAGAAGCCAAGAUACGAAAGUCUCAGAGCACCACCGACAUCAACAAUCGCAGAAGCAUGGCGGAUAUUCUUCAUGCAUAUCCAAGUGCAGGUGCCGGUGGAGGCAUGUCUUCGCUUGAUCAAACACACGCCUACCAAAACUCCUGGGACCCGAGAAUGGCAUAUCAACAAAACCGAUCAUCUACCACAUACACUCUUCCACCCAGCAUGAUGUAUCACCCUGGCCUUGGACAAGUGUCUGGCUAUGGCGGUGUACCAGGCCAUGAUCCUCAACUACCUUACGGAGCGUACGCCUUGGGCAUGCCAUAUCCCCAGAAUGCCAACAUGCUUCCAUCGGUUAUCGAUCCUAGGCAACGGGAGGUCAUUGACCGAUGGCGGCAGAGCAUCAUGAGAUAGGUUCAGUUCCAGUUUCUUCUACGCAGUCACAAUAUUUUCCGUUUCAUUGGGCGUCUUAGCGAUAUGCAUAAGCAUUCAUACAUAGGCGGUGUUGGCCUGAACUUCUUUUAUUUGGGGCUGUUGUUGGUGUUGCAUUUAGCAAGUCUUUUGUGUCAGUGUAUCAGCAAGGAAGCAAUCCCGAAUAUUCAGUUUUAAUAUAUUACAAUGUUUUGAAGCAGGCUAUCAAUAUCAAUUCAAUUUGACCCUUGUACCACAAAAACAUAAUAU